This is a messenger RNA of Acanthoscelides obtectus, 2387 nucleotides long. NCBI's taxonomy places the organism in Eukaryota, Metazoa, Arthropoda, Insecta, Coleoptera, Chrysomelidae. The record is from the annotation of a GenBank genome assembly.
AAAUUCUACGCGUCUUGCAUGGUGAGCGACAGCUGGAAAUGGUCCGUCGUGAUUUGCUCAGCGACCGCUAAUAAAAAAUCGAUUUACUCAAAGCAAAAUUUAUCUCCCUAUAUACCGAAUCAAAAACAAAGGUUAUCUCAAUCUAGUUUCAUAUUUACAUACGUAUUGAGUGAAUACACGACACUUCAACUAAGAAUGGACAUUCUCAGAUAAGACAGCACUUGUGCCAUUCGUGCAGCAUGUGAUUGCGUCUAUUGAUACAAGUUGUGUAAUCCUCUGUGUGAUGAUAGUGCCUUUUGGAUACCUUGUAGUAUUUACUGUUGACCUCUUAGCCACCUCUGGCGACAUAGCUUUAUCAUGGACCUCUCCGAUGUUACCAAAACUUCAGUCCAACGACUCAAGCAUCAACCCCUUGGGACGCCCAAUCACAAAAGACGAAGAUUCCUGGAUCGCCUCAUUGCUGAAUAUUGUAGCUGCAGUAGGAAGCUUCCCGUUCAGCAUCAUUGCAGACAAAUUCGGUAGAAGAAUCGGCCUGAUUGCUAUAGCAGUGCCAUUCAUCGUAUCGUACUUAACUCUGGCCAUGGCUAAGAAUUUAUAUUGGUACUAUUUUGCUAGAGCUAUUGGAGGACUAGCUAUAGGAGGCGGAUAUGCCCUUUUACCGUUAUAUAUAGCUGAAGUAUCGAAGGACUCUAACAGAGGUGCAAUGUCUCAGACGCUUAACGUGUUCUGGGCAAUUGGAAAUUUUAUACCGUACGCUAUUGGACCUUUUAUAUCCAUAUUUUGGUUUAAUGUGAUAUUGGCGUGUCUGCCUGCCAGUUUCCUUGUGAUAUUUUCGAUUUCGGGACCAGAAUCGCCUUAUUAUCUCGUCAAAAGAAACAAAAUCAGGGAAGCUGAAAAUGUUCUCAUGAAACUUCGAUCUAAGUCUAGGGAUGAAAUUCAGAGUGAGCUGUCCUGCAUAAAAACCAAUCUGAAACAAGAUGAUAACCAGCAAGGAUCAUUUUUUGAUAUUCUGACGAACAGAAAGCUGCUGAAAAUAUUUAUAAUGUGUUUGAUCUUGGUGCUGACACAAGAGUUAUCAGGUUUUUGUGCUAUAAUGUAUCAUUUAGAGAUGAUAUUCGCAGUUUCUGGAACGAAUUUGGACUCUGGCGUCUGCGCACUUAUAGUCGGCUUUGCUUCUAUGAUCUCUAGUCUGAUAUCUCCCUGUUUAAUUGACAGAGCUGGAAGACGAUUCUUGAUUAUAUCUUCAUGUAUUGGAAUGUUUUUAGCACUAGCUUUACUCAGUAUUUUCUUUUACAUUCAAGACGAAACAGAUAUAAGCAUUAAUUAUAUAUUCUGGGUGCCGAUUUUUAGUCUCAUUUUGUACAUUUUUUCGUUUAACUUUGGGAUAUGUUGUGUCCCAUGGACACUAAUAUCGGAAAUUUUUCCGACUAAUGUAAAGCACAUAGCAGCUUCUAGUAUAACAAGUAUAACGUGGAUCACUUCUUUUUUGACUACUUCUUAUUAUAACACUAUUAAUAGCUGGAUAGGAUUGUCAGGUACAUUUUGUUUCUAUUCCCUAUUUUGUAUAUUUGCAGCUAUAUAUAGUACGAUAGCGGUUCCAGAAACCAAAAAUAAAAGUUUCUCGGAAAUACAGGAAAUGAUACAGAAUGGAAAAGUUGAUAGAAAGACGUACGUAGAAGGCGAAAUACUUUUGCAUGAAAUAAAAACGUAGUAUUUGUUUACUCAGUAUAUGUAUAUUUUGAAAAUGUGAUAUGACAGAUAUAUAACAUUAAAACCGUCAAGAAGGAAAUCUAUAAUUCGAGUUAUUCCUUUAGUAUGCCUACUCUGUAAUUAUACUUGUCUCAAACUUGAGUACAAAACUUAAGAGCCUAUUAUUUGCUCGAAGAAAAUUAUGAUAAAUUUUUUGAACAUGUACAAGCGUCUGUUUCGCUAUGUAAAAUAUUUACUAAACCUUUACGCAUAGGUCCACUUAUGCACAUCUAUGAUAAAAGUUUUUACCGACAGCCAUGGCAAGGUAAGGCAGUCGUUUUUAACGUAAUAUCUGAAACUUAUCCCAUUGUCUUGAUGCUGAUUUUUCACCAUGUUUUUCUACCGUUAAAUGAAACCACAUAUAUAGAUUUGAUUUUUUACUGAUGUUUUAAAUUGACAUUAAAUGUAGACACAAUAAACACGACAACGUUAAUUUUGGAAUAAUUUAUAUUAGCGAUCUCUAUAAGGCUACGUAUAUGCUGGCUAUAAUUUAUCAAUUUAGGAGCAUCUUUGUAUACAAAUACAGUAGUAAAUAAAUUGUUAUGUUUGUAGUUCUUUUGGAUUUUUUGACAAGGUGUUACAAUAAAAAGAAAUGUAGCGUUAGAUUUAUUUAUUGUUCCAGAUUAUAUUAAUGUUAC